This is a messenger RNA of Leptidea sinapis, 1182 nucleotides long. RefSeq lists its product as uncharacterized. Bases 19 to 1182 code for a protein of 387 amino acids. The record is from RefSeq and is a predicted model, not a curated record. NCBI's taxonomy places the organism in Eukaryota, Metazoa, Arthropoda, Insecta, Lepidoptera, Pieridae. The transcript is spliced from 8 exons.
UAUAUUUUAUUUAACAAUAUGGCAAAGAAGAAACAAGAACUAUUUAUUGAUAUAAAUACACAAAGAGAUUUUAAUUACAUCCUAGACCACAACAAGGACCAAUUAAUUUGUAUAGAGGUGUAUUGUUCAUUCGCUGGACCUUGUACGGCCCUCGACCGACUCUUCAUAACCAUGAAGUACGACUGGAGUGAUGGUCAAUUAAUUCUGCUAAGAGUUUUAGCAGACGAAGUGGAAGCUUUGAGCCGAUUUAGAGAUCAGAGUCAACCAGUUUACUUGUUCAUUUUGAAUAAGAAAAUAAUAGCUUCUUUUCGUGGAGUAGACAACAUAAAGUUUGCUGAAGUCGCAAGGAAAGAAAUUCAACUUUAUAAACAGGGCAAUGUGAUCGAAGGUCGAGGCUACAACAUUGAUGAGGCGUCGCCUGAAGAUAUUGAAUGUCAAGAAAAGCAAAAUAUCGAGAAGGAGGAAGAGGAAAAGACGAUAGCGUCACAGAUAGCAGCACGACAGGCCGAACGCAAACGACACCGAGCCGAGCUGAUGGUUCCACACCUGCGCCAUCUGAACUUUGUCCUUUUCUGGCCUCACUGUAUACACGCGCACCAUGAGCUCUAUGAGCGAUGGGAUUUGAAUAAUAUAAUAAUGGUUGGUCGAGAAGAGAUUCAGCUCACAGAAGAACUAGCUCUGGAUAUCCUGUAUGAUGGAGACGCUCCGAUCAAUGAAGCCUCAAUACACAUGUUACUGUCGGCACCUGCUUUGGCAAUCUGCUUCCGUUUGCUGGAUGUUGAUAAGCACUUUGUUUCAUUGGCACGAAAAAUAUUAUACGAAGAGAUUCCGCCAAUUGACCCAGCAAAGAAGCCGGAUGAACAGCCACCACAGAAAACUGCAUUUGAUAUGUAUAAGAUGUAUAGUCCAACCCGGGAGGCAAUCUUUCAGAGACGACGUGAACAACUUCAAAAAAUGAAGGAAGAAUCAUUAUACAAACGCGCUAGAAGACUAUCAGAAGUACAACGUUUGGCAAGACAGGCAAUAGAAGAAGCAAAGGUAGAAAGACAAAUGCGGAAAGAACAACGAAAGCUGGAAAUAUUGAAAAUUGGGGUGACGUCCAUUCUUCUUAAUACUAAUGGAUUUUUAUGUAAAGCAUAUGUAUCGGUGUAUCACAAGGGUCAUCAGAUGGUCAGUAAGUAG